UUGCAAAUUGAAACAUUAUUUCAGUACGCAAAUGAUAACAACACUAGGACUAAAGUAGAAAUUCAACGUGCUGCGCAACAACUUCUUGGUGGAUUAUUUGGAGUCAUAUGUGGAAGCGAUGAUUUCGCAUACAUCAUUCAGACUAAUGACUUUUGUCAACACCGUACUGCGAAUACUACUUGUUAUGUGUUCAGAUCAAAAAUGAUUUACUGA
Molecule: messenger RNA, 213 nt
Organism: Thelazia callipaeda (thelaziosis nematode)
Lineage: Eukaryota; Metazoa; Nematoda; Chromadorea; Rhabditida; Thelaziidae
Source: the annotation of a GenBank genome assembly